This is a messenger RNA of Medicago truncatula (barrel medic), 339 nucleotides long. RefSeq lists its product as uncharacterized. The record is from RefSeq and is a predicted model, not a curated record. The coding region runs from base 1 to 339 and encodes 112 amino acids. The transcript has a single exon. Lineage: Eukaryota; Viridiplantae; Streptophyta; Magnoliopsida; Fabales; Fabaceae.
AUGGAACUUGGAGCUUGCAGAAAAGGAAGCGAAUUUUCACUAUAUGAGAGACUGGCUACCAUUGGUUUGGUGGUUCUUGCUGUGGCUUCUACUCUUUACAUGGAGCGAAAGCCAGAGUGUGACUUGGAAGAUAAUGAUGAAGAACCCACGAAUGUUGCUGUUUGGUUGCCUGUGCUGCUCUUUUUAUUGAUUUUAUGCAUAGCUUUAUCAGCUUUCUUGGACCAGAGCUUGGCCGUGUUUGAUCGUUACUGGAUUCAUAGAGUUUGUGGCUCCUCAGGCGGUAUUUUUGUGAUUAUUACUGUUCUUUUUCUUAUUUUGAAGUGGAAAUCAUCUUUGUAA